This is a messenger RNA of Arachis stenosperma, 537 nucleotides long. RefSeq lists its product as uncharacterized. Gene Ontology annotation, biological process: translation. NCBI's taxonomy places the organism in Eukaryota, Viridiplantae, Streptophyta, Magnoliopsida, Fabales, Fabaceae. Gene Ontology annotation, molecular function: structural constituent of ribosome. Gene Ontology annotation, cellular component: ribosome. The record is from RefSeq and is a predicted model, not a curated record. Bases 1 to 537 code for a protein of 178 amino acids. The transcript has 6 exons.
AUGAAGCAAGGAGUGUUGACCCUUGGUCGUGUUCGUCUUUUGCUUCACAGAGGAACUCCUUGCUUCCGUGGAUAUGGAAGGCGCAAUGGAGAGCGUAGGAGAAAGUCUGUUCGCGGGUGCAUUGUCAGCCCUGAUCUCUCAGUUUUGAACUUGUAUGUUCCUUACUUGGCAUACAGUGCCCUUGUAUACUUCCAUGGGUUAGGCCAUCGGAAGCCGCCGUCACAUGCCUCGCCAUUGCCGUCAAUUUCGCCGGGAGAAGAUGCGUGGAGAGAAGAGCCGUGGGUCAGGCCAGAGAUCGCUGAGAGGGAGAGAGCUGCCAUCGCGUCUGCUGCAGGCUUUCCAUCAUCGCCAUCAUGGAGCCGCGAGGAUGCCGUCACCGAUGCGAGCUCGCGGAGGGAGAGAGGGGCUUUCUUUCAAGAGUGGACACAACAAGUGCAAGAUAUAUUGAACACAAAAAAGUUUGGGGAUAUUGCAUUUGGAGACAAGGACUUAAAAAAUGCAAUUGAGUAUUAUUCUAAGCUAGUUUUGACCUCUUAG